AUGCCGACAGCAAUCAAAUCUACCUCGAAUACGACUCCUGUCUUUUUCUUCAGCCAUGGCAGCACCAUGAUGCUUGGCGAGCAGAGCACACCGGCUCAGCACUGGGAACAGAUGGGUCGCGAAGCGAUGCGACGCGGCAUCAAACGCGUCAUCAUGAUGGGUGCUCACUGGGAGUCGCCUACCGAUGAGAUUCUCGUUGCUGCCAACCCGACCAAUCCCAAGAAGCAGCCUGUAGCUUGGGUUGAAGCAGCCCGCUACGUCGAUUACAAGAUCAACUCGUCUCCGCGACUUGCCAACGACGUCGUCGCUUGUUUGCAGCAGAACGGCAUCAAAGCAAAGCCCGAUCCGGAUCUCGAGUGGAUCCAUGACACGUUCAUCAUCUUGUGCUGGAUGUUCCCUGCCACAACCGAGCAUCCGCAAGGCCAGUGUCCCGAGGUGACGGUCGUGUCAGGCCUUUCAGUCUACAAUGCCCCCCUCUUGGUUGAUGUGGGCAAGGCUCUGCGCGAGUUCCGCAACCAAGACACCCUCAUCAUCGGAACAGGAGGCACAGUCCAUAACCUCUACCGCAAUAACUGGAAACAGAUUACCAUCUUCCGCGACAACUUUGCACAACCGCUCCCGCCAGCCAAAUGGGCGCUCGACUUUCGAACCGAAGUCGAGGAUGCUAUCAUCAACAACACAGGUCCAGACCUCGUCAAGGCAGUGCUCCGUCUCAUGCGUCAUCCACUCUACAGAGACGCACACGCCACCGAUGACCACUAUGCACCGCUGCUCUUCGUCGCAGGCGCCGCAGGAAGCUUGAAGGAUAAGGAAAAGAAGAACAAGAUGACGGCUGAAUGCUGGGAACUUCAGAACAUGUGCAACUCUCAGUUCCAAUUUGGAAGCUGGUAA
Molecule: messenger RNA, 891 nt
Organism: Sporisorium graminicola
Lineage: Eukaryota; Fungi; Basidiomycota; Ustilaginomycetes; Ustilaginales; Ustilaginaceae
Exons: 2
Coding region: 1-891 (296 amino acids)
Molecular function (GO): zinc ion binding; oxidoreductase activity, acting on single donors with incorporation of molecular oxygen; ferrous iron binding
Source: RefSeq, a predicted model, not a curated record